Pelmatolapia mariae (spotted tilapia) is the source of this 3974-nucleotide messenger RNA. RefSeq names its product non-SMC condensin II complex, subunit G2 (gene ncapg2). Gene Ontology annotation, cellular component: condensin complex; nucleus. NCBI's taxonomy places the organism in Eukaryota, Metazoa, Chordata, Actinopteri, Cichliformes, Cichlidae. The transcript has 26 exons. Gene Ontology annotation, biological process: mitotic sister chromatid segregation. Bases 290 to 3709 code for a protein of 1139 amino acids. The record is from RefSeq and is a predicted model, not a curated record.
UACUGUUGUUAUGGCUCGCUGUCAUUUCACUGUUUCCCAUUCACAAAAUCCGUACUAAGAAGGUAACAGACGAAUGCAAAUGCUGCUUAAUUCAAAUGCGCAUCAUUGUGAGUCUUAAUACCAGCCAACCCUGCGUCUGCAAUUAGCACUUUUGACGGUAACGACAAACAGACUGCCAUAUUUGUUGUUGUGGAGUUGUUACUGCGAGGCGAGCUAACGAUACAGCGGCUUCAAAGCAGCAUUACAGGAAAACUUACGGUUACCUCGGAUCGCUUUGGAAGCAGGAAUCAUGUCCAAGCGAGAGGCAUUUUUAGAAGCAUCCUGUAAAGAAAAUGUGGAGGACUUUCUUCGCUUUAUUCGGCUUCACAAGGACAAAGCCGAGCCCUUCGAUGUGGAGGAGGUGUUGCAGGAGAUGCCCAGAGAGCAGAGAGAGGCCCUGUGGAGGAGACUGGCAUCUCUGCUUCAGGACGUCCUGCUGGAGUUUCCCACAGAGCGCUGGGAGGGCAGGGGGGAGGAGGAGGGCAUGCAGGAGGAGCCCACUGCAGACUCUAAACACGCUGUGGCUGUUGUGGACGGCGUUACGCUCGUCUCUACAGUGUCUCUGCAGGUUUUACAAGACGAUGACCCCUAUAGCCCCCUUCUGGAAGUUACCCGACGUCUUCACGAUGUACUGGUGUCGCUUCCUGUCUCAGAGGCACCUCUGCAGAACCACAUCCACGCGCUGUGUGAGGCCUGGUGGAAGAAAGGGCUGCAGGAGAAAGAACGGUUUGGGCGCACUGCUUUCUUUGUGUCUCUUCAGAAGAGCUUCAUUCUCAAGAAACCAGGAGCUGAGAUCCAGAGAGUGUGGAGGCUCCAUGACGUGCUUUUGAGUCUUGACUACACAUCAGAAGAAAACAAGCAGAUAAUCGACUUGUUGCUUCAGUGCUUUCACCGCCCUGCUCACAUUAGAAACGAUGAUGGAAAGCGAUUCCUGGUGUUUCUUUUCAGCUGGAACGUCAACUUCAUCUGGGUUAUUCACGGCACAAUCAAAAACCAGCUGGAGUUUUACAGCAAGCCCAUGACUACUCAUAUUGCAGAGAUCUACUUCAGAGCAUGGAAGAAGGCUAGUGGGGAGUUCUUGGAGAAGAUCGAGAGCUUAUGCAUUCAGGAUUUUAUGCAGAACGCAAUCUUCCUUCAUAGAGCUUCUCCUGUGCAUUCCAAAGUCCGACAGAUUGUGAGCUAUUUCCAUAUGAGGAAGGACUGCCGCAACGUGGACAAGAUGCUCUAUAAUCUCUACAGGCCCAUUCUUUGGAAAGCUCUCAGUGCUCCUAACUUUGAAGUGCGUGCAAAUUCCACUUUGCUUUUCACUGAGGCCUUCCCAUUUUACGACCCGAGUGAAAGGAACGAGAAGAUAGACGAGAACAUUCAAAAGCAACUGGACACAGCAAUGAACCUCCUUGAUGAUCCUCACCCGACAGUGCGCUCCAACGCCACCCUGGGUGUCUGCAAGAUCCUGGCUAAAUGCUGGGAGCUCCUCCCACCUACAAUCAUCACAGACUUCGUGAAGAAGCUGGUGGCGGAGCUGGCGGCUGACAGUAGCUCCCCUGAUGUCCGCUGCUCAGUGUUCAAGUGUCUGACUAUUGUCCUGGACAACGCUCUCAGCCAUCCACUUUUGGAGAAACUUUUACCUACUCUCAAAUACAGCCUUCAUGAUAACUCAGAGAAAGUCCGGAUAGCUUUCCUCGACAUGCUUAUGAAGGUCAAAGCAGUGCGUGCUGCUAAGUUCUGGGACGUGUGCAACAUGGACCACCUGCUGGCCCGCCUUGCCAUUGACUCACACUCGGUUUCCAAGCGUAUCGUCGACUUGCUGUUCAAGUCGUUCUUCCCGGUCAACGAGUCGGAGAAGGAGUGGUGUAACCGCUGCAUCACCCUCAUCCAGAUGAACCCCAUGGCUGCCAGGAAAUUCUACCAGUUUGCUUAUAGACACACAGCACCCACUAACAUAAUAAAGCUGAUGUUGGCCAUUCGUCGCGUCCUGAACAGCUGCAUCCAGGUUGACUGUGACAUGACUGACAUCAAUGACAGCAACAAAGAGAACAGCGCACAGGCGGCACCUGCCUUGUUGGGGAAAGACAUGACCAUCGUGUCCAGUUUGCUGGAGGUCGUGGUCAUCCUGUGGAGAAGUAUCUCGAAAGCCCUGAAACAAAAUGAAGAGGCCCAGAAGUAUACGUGUGCCAAGUUUGGGUCUGUCAUGUCCAAGUAUUUCCAGGCCUUUGAGGAUGAGCGAGCUACUGUUCCUCUCAUACAGCUGGCCUCGUUUAUGCCCCCGACCGCAGUGCCAAUGUUCAGCUGUGGAGUCAUGUCCAGACUAAGGAGGAUGGACUCGGGAGCUGCUCCAGCACAGUACAGCCAGCUGCUUGAGUGCAUCUGUAGCUGGGGCCAGGCUGCUAACAUCCUCGAGCUCAUCACUGACUGGCUCACAGAGUCCCUGCCCAAGAAGGACAAGGCGACCAGUGGUCGAAAGGUGUGCAUCAUGGAGACGGUGGAGGCCAAACCCAACCUGGCGCUGGCUUACCUGGAGCACCUUUUCAGCCACACUUCAACACGUGAGAAGGUCCUGGCUCUCGGUCCGAAACCACUGAAGCAGCUGCAUACAGUUCUGGGGAACUGGAAGUUGGUGCUCUACAGUCAUCUCAGCUCCACCACAGAAGACCCUAAACAUGCCAGCGUGGAGACGGCACUGAACGCCUUUAAGCACCACGGCCGCCUCGGCGCACAUCUGCAACAUAACCUGUCAGAUGGCCGUGACUACCUGCUCUCUCUGGAGCAUGUGGCUGCAUGGGUAGCCGACAGGGUGCUGCCCUUUCUAGCGAAACAUAGCGAUGAUGACAGCGAGGACUCUCAGCCACAGCCGCUGGCUGCAGAGAUAACCGAGAGCUUCCUGACAGUAUGCCGUGACGUUUUGCUCGUGGGUUUGGGCGAUGAGACAUUCAAGGGUCAAAUCCUACACCUGUGCUCACUCAUCCUCCUCUCAGAGGCGGGCUAUCUGUGCAUCCCUGCAGUGUUUCCAAUUUUGAAGGAGGUGGCAAACAGCUAUGCACCUGAGGACAGCAAGGAGCCUGAAGAGAAUCAGGAGGAUCCAACCACUGUUAUUUUAGGUGUGGUGUCUAACAUUUUCCAGAAGAUUAUAGAGCUCUUGGCCCGUCGCCUUAGGAAGGAUCCAGAGGAAGGAAAGCAGCUCUGUCAGUCAGCUGUUCCCGGUCUGACGGACUUCCUUCAGGUGGCCCAACUCUGGGACCGAGCACCUCUCAGCGGGGUCUUCUCUACUUUAUUUGCUGUUAUCGUCGUGGAGAAGAGACAUUUGCUUCAGAAGAUUGAGCAUCCUGAGGCGGUGAUCAUCCCAGAGUCAGUGGACGACAUGCCUCCUUUGUCCAGGAUCUUGUUGUCUGUCCUCCUCAAGUCACAGCCUGUUACCAGAGCAUUUCUGGCAGAGGUCUGCACAUCUUUGGAUUCCGAGGCUAUCGGCAAUCUCGUUGAACUCGCAGCCGUCCUGCACGUCUUGGCGGUCAUCAAACACGCCGGACAGUCUAAAGCGGGCUUGAAGAGCGCAGCUGUGUCCGUCCAGCAGCAGCUUUACAAACAUGCAGUCACCUUUGCAGACAGCACAGACGUCCAGAGGGUUAUUUAUGAAUCUUCUGUGACGACUUUGAAUGAGAUUCUGCAUUUAUGAGUUCCAACUUUAAAAGACAAAAGUUUCUAUGUGAUGUAUUUUCUGCUUUAUUUUGUUUUGUUUGGUCUGCUUUCCUGAAGGUCGAUCUUCCCCAGCCACCUUUGUUUUAAGGUUUGGAUUAAUACCAGGAAUACAAAGUUUUCCAAGGCUCGCUAAACUCCUGCAUUGUAUUUAUUUCUUGAUGGCAUUCAUUACUCAAUUCGUGUCUCAAACUUUCUAUAUUUAUGUUAACAAAUACAGAUUGAGAGCUUGACUUAAGAAAUAU